Messenger RNA from Arachis ipaensis, 507 nucleotides. NCBI's taxonomy places the organism in Eukaryota, Viridiplantae, Streptophyta, Magnoliopsida, Fabales, Fabaceae. The record is from RefSeq and is a predicted model, not a curated record.
AUGAACUUCAUAAAGAAGUAUUGGGGAGAAAUUGGUCCUGAGUUUACUGCAGCUGUCAUGGAUUUCUUCCAGUCAGCUGAGCUACCAAGAGAUUCUAAUGUUACAUGGGUGGCUCUGGCUCCGAAGUUUGUGGGAGCAAGGGAGAUUAAAGAUCUUUGGCCGAUUAGUAUGGUAGGGUGUGUGUAUAAGGUCAUUUCAAAGGUGUUGGUGCAAAGAAUGAGAAAGGUAAUGCCAGACUUAGUAGGGAAGACUCAGAGUGUAUUUGUGCAGGGUAGGAAGAUUCAUAAUGGGGCUUUGAUUGCGUGUGAAACUGUGCAAUGGUUGAAGCAAAGAAAAAAGAAAUCGGCAAUAAUCAAAUUGGAAUUUCAAAAAACUUACGAUAGAGUCAAGUUGAAGUUUGUGGAUAUUGUACUUCAGAAAAUGGGCUUUCGGCAAAGAUGGCGAGGGUGGAUCAAGGAAUGUGUGUGCACGGCGUCUAUGUCGCUUGAUAAAUGGCUCGCCUUCUAA